GGAGCAAGGACUAAACACAUAACUCACCAGAAUUUACACAGAGCAAACAAAAAGACUAAGAAAAUUUACGAAAGAUAUUUACCAAACAAAAUGUCUUCCUCUUCCUCGCAGACGUCGCGUCGCCCAUAUAUAUCAGCGGCUCUUAAUUCGCGUUCCAAUGCAGCCAAGACUCUCAACGAAUUGAUCAAGAUCCAUGGAUUAGAAUUUGCUUUCAAAAAAGACGGAGUGAAAAGGGACAUGGAAAGGGGAUGCAAAUCGGCGUUAGCUGACGAGUACGUAUCCAACAACCUACAUAAUCUGAGGACACAGUACUUGACAAAGGUGAUAAAUCUAUUCCGCCAAAAGCACCACGUGGCAGAGAUUAUCAAGACGUCAUGGACGUCCGAUGACGGCAAAGCGCAGACAUAUGACAUCAUCGAAGUCAUACAUUACCCAACAAACGAACGGUUGAUCGCCGACAUAGAUAUGUACGACGGGCUUCACCAAGUCAUGGAAAUUCCUGAAAACCUCGAGAAGGAUGUGCCGGUCGCGUUCGUCGGAACCGGCGAUGAUAUACGCCGUCUCGUAGCAACUAUUUCCGACGAAGGAGUUGAGGAAGCCCUUCUAUCUAAAUGGCUUGCCCGUAACGGUAUCUAAGCCCGAUGGGCUGUUUCCUAGGUUAUUUUAGUUACACAUUGUCGUUUAAAUUUGCGCACGUAAUAUAUAGACAAUUCCGUCGUGGUUUCGCUUAGUCAUGUAUAGAUACUUCCG
This is a messenger RNA of Arabidopsis thaliana (thale cress), 750 nucleotides long. RefSeq lists its product as hypothetical. The record is from RefSeq and is marked reviewed. The transcript has a single exon. NCBI's taxonomy places the organism in Eukaryota, Viridiplantae, Streptophyta, Magnoliopsida, Brassicales, Brassicaceae. Bases 91 to 636 code for a protein of 181 amino acids.